Messenger RNA from Cajanus cajan (pigeon pea), 1267 nucleotides. Its product is annotated as hematological/neurological-like protein. The record is from RefSeq and is a predicted model, not a curated record. NCBI's taxonomy places the organism in Eukaryota, Viridiplantae, Streptophyta, Magnoliopsida, Fabales, Fabaceae.
AUGCAGAGAGGCACGCCCGUUAGAAAGCCAAACGCCUCCACCUCCGACCUCCUCACUUGGUCGGAAACUCCUCCGCCGGACUCCGCCUCCGCCACUCGCUCCGGCCAGCCUUCAGAUAGAAUCAGCAAGGUUCUCCAUGGCGGCCAGCUCACCGACGAAGAAGCGCAGACGCUAUCCAAGAGCAAACCGUGCUCAGGGUAUAAAAUGAAAGAGAUGACUGGAAGUGGUAUAUUUUCUGCCAAUGGGGAAGAUUCUGCAUCAGAAGCGAAUGCUGCUAAUUCCAGUAGCAGAACAAGCAUACGCAUAUGUCAGCAAGCAAUGAAUGGAAUUAGUCAGAUAUCCUUCAGCACUGAUGAAAGUAUUUCUCCUAAAAAACCUACCUCGAUACCUGAGGUGGCGAAGCAGCGUGAACUGAGUGGGACAAUGCAAAGUGAUUCGGACUCAAAGAGUAAGAAGCAAAUAUCAAAUGCCAAGACCAAGGAGCUCAGUGGAAAUGACAUAUUUGGCCCUCCUCCUGAAAUUGUGCCUCGUUCAGUGGCAGCUGCACGCACUUUGGAAUCAAAGGAAAGUAAAGACAUGGGAGAGCCUCUCCCCAGAAAUGUCCGAACAUCAGUGAAAGUUUCCAAUCCUGCAGGUGGCCAAAGUAAUAUCUUAUUUGGUGAAGCACCCGUUGAGAAGACAUCAAAGAAGAUACAUAACCAGAAGUUUGCGGAGCUGACGGGCAAUAAUAUUUUCCAAGGAGAUGUUCCUCCAGGCUCAGCAGAAAAGCCUCUGAGCAGGGCUAAGCUGAGAGAAAUGACUGGCAGUGACAUAUUUGCUGACGGCAAGGCCGAAAUCAAAGACCCUGUGCGAGGUGCACGGAAACCCCCUGGUGGAGAGAGCAGCAUUGCCUUGGUUUAAGUUAUUUUAACUUACAAAAAUACUAUUGACACCCUCUAAUACUUUUUUUUUCUUCUCACACAUCUGUUGAUUGAAAUUCAUGUGGUUGUGGGUCUUAUUUACAAAAUAGUGGGACUCGCGUUAAUUUCGGUCAAUGAGAAAAAGAAGAAAAAAAAGUAAUAGAAAGUGUUUUUGCUAGUAUUUCUCUAUAACUUAUCCCUUUUGACCGUAGGCAUUCUAAAAAUUCAUCUGAAUUCCCAUGUUUUUUUCAGUAGAAGGGUCCGUGUGUUAUCAGCAUUGUAAGUUUCAACUUUCAAUGAACGUGGCAUAAUCUUACUUUACAUUUGAAUGACGAAUGAAACCGGUCCCUCCCGGACAAGGUUUUAGA